Messenger RNA from Lactuca virosa, 1338 nucleotides. NCBI's taxonomy places the organism in Eukaryota, Viridiplantae, Streptophyta, Magnoliopsida, Asterales, Asteraceae. The record is from the annotation of a GenBank genome assembly.
AUGAAGUCUUCGGAGUCAAAAAUGAGGGAAGUUCGGGUUUAUAUUGCUGUAUGUGUGGUUGCUUUCGCUAUAUGCGUAGCAGUUGCAGUAUCUGCAUUUUACGUGAUCCUUUGCAGGAGGAAGAAAACGAAGAAGACAAUCCAAAAUUGUUCAUCGUGCAACAAAAGUGUAGAUUUGGAGCUCCAGCAGUUGAAUUUAAGUGUAAGAACUGCAAGUGAAAAGAAAGUUUCUUUCGAAUCCUCUUCCCAGAUCGAAUCUUUGGAUGAUCACUUACUCCCCACCACUCCAGGCAAGCUGUCAGCGGUGGUGGUGGAGAGUUACACCGUUGAAGAGCUGAGCUCAGCCACCGCCGAAUUCUCCUCCGCCAACCUUAUCGAGGGAUCUGUUUAUCAUGGCCGCAUGAAGGGAAAAAAUGUCGCCAUUAAAUGCACAAAUCCCGACACCAUUUCCAAGAUCAAGUUCGACCUCUUCCAUACUGCCGCCCGUUUUCACCCCAAUAUAAUGAGGCUACUCGGUGUUUCCUCAGGUAUGGAUAUCCAUGAUACAGGUGAGUUCUUGGUAUUUGAAUACGCAAAAAAUGGAUCAUUAAAAGACUGGAUUCAUGGUGGCUUAGCAAUAAAGAGCCAUUUCAUUGCUUCAUGUUCUUGUUUCUUGACAUGGAACCAAAGGGUAAAGAUUUGUUUGAAUAUAGCCACUGCCUUACAAUACAUGCAUCAAAUAAUUAACCCUAGUUACGUUCAUCGAAACAUCAAGAGUCGGAAUAUUUUUCUUGAUGAAGAAUUUCAUGCCAAAGUUGGUAACUUUGGCAUGGACGAAUGUGUUGGAGAAGGAAUAUAUCCCGAAGAAGUACCUGCUUCGGGAUAUCUGUGUUCUAGUUUUCCCAUGACAUGGGAUAAAGGGUAUAUAGCACCUGAAUAUGAAUAUUCAGGUGUAAGUACCGCAGACACUGAUAUAUACGCUUACGGGGUUGUUUUACUUGAAAUACUAUCCGGUAAACCGCCAAUUAUGAAGGGUAAGUCGGAGAAUAACGAAGAAAACGUUCGGUUAUCGGAAAUGAUUAAAGUUAUACUCAAAUCCCCUAAUAAUGAGGAGAAGUUGAGGGAGUGGAUGGAUAAUGUUUUAGGAGAGAACUAUUCGUUUGAUGUAGCGAUCGCGUUGGCUAAUCUUGCAAGAAGGUGUGUGGAUGAUGAUCCGUUGAUGCGGCCUGAUGCCGGAGAAAUUGUGGUGAAGUUGUCGGAGUUGGUGAGGGGAGGGGAGGAGCAAGUCAUAGUCCGGGAAAGUUCUUGUAGGCCACUUGUGGCACAACCGUUUGCAAUUAAAGAUGUAAAUGAUUUUUAG